CGGGACCGCCCCGCCAUGGGGACGCCGGGCGCCGGACGCAAGCGGCUGCCGAACCGGGAGCGCCUGACGGCGGAGGACGAUGCGCUCAACCAGAUCGCCCGCGAGGCUGAAGCCAGACUCGCGGCGAAGCGAGCGGCGCGGGCGGAGGCGCGGGAGAUCCGCAUGAAGGAGCUGGAGAGGCAGCAGAAGGAGAUCUAUCAGGUGCAGAAGAAAUAUUAUGGGCUGGAUACUAAGUGGGGAGACAUCGAGCAAUGGAUGGAAGACAGUGAGCGUUAUUCCCGUAGAGCCCGAAGAAAUGCCUCGGCUUCGGAUGAAGAUGAGCGCAUGUCAGUGGGUAGCCGUGGAAGCCUGAGGUCUCAUUUGGAUUAUGCCAGCACCUACCCAGUGGCUGGAUUAGAGAGUGAGAGGACCAAAAAGAAGAGCUACUCCAAAGCAACCAAUGGUUAUGAGGAAGACGUGUAUGGAUCAUCCCAGAGUAGAAAAUCUAGCAGGGCUUCCUACUACUCUGACCUGGGUCUCCCCAACAGCAGCUAUGCUUCCACAGCUCAACUUUCUUCCCAAAAUGGAAAUUGGCCCUCCCUGCUGUACAGCGAUGCCCUGCCAGCCAGGAGUUACAGGGCGUCGGUGUACGACGAGAGCGUUUACAGCGGGAGCCGGCGCUAUAGUGCCCCCAGUUCCCGCGCUCCCUCUGAGUACAGCUGCUACCUUGGGUCGGGAUCCCGGGCGUCCUCCAGAGCCAGCUCUGCUCGGGCCAGUCCAGUGAUUGAGGAAAGGCCAGAAAAAGACUUUGAGAAGGGAGCACGAACUGUCUCAAGUUUGUCAGCAGCUACCUUGGCCUCUCUGGGAGGCACUUCUUCACGGAGGGGCAGUGGGGACACGUCCAUCUCAGCUGACACAGAGGCUUCCAUCAGGGAAAUCAAGGACAUCUAUGAGCUAAAGGACCAGAUUCAGGAUGUAGAAGGCAAAUACAUGCAGGGGCUGAAAGAGCUGAAGGACUCUCUGGCUGAAGUUGAGGAGAAAUACAAGAAGGCUAUGGUGUCAAAUGCUCAGCUGGACAACGAGAAAACCAAUUUCAUGUACCAAGUGGACACCCUGAAGGAUGCACUCCUAGAGUUAGAGGAGCAGCUGGCAGAAUCCAGGAGGCAAUAUGAAGAGAAAAGUAAAGAAUUUGAGAGGGAGAAGCACGCUCAUAGCAUAUUGCAGUUUCAGUUCAUGGAAAUCAAAGAGGCUUUGAAGCAGAGAGAAGAAAUGCUUGCAGAAAUCCAACAGCUGCAACAGAAACAGCAGAGCUAUGUCAGGGAAAUUUCUGAUCUCCAGGAGACAAUAGAGUGGAAAGACAAAAAAAUAGGGGCACUAGAGAGGCAGAAAGAUUUCUUUGAUUCCAUAAGGAGUGAGCGGGAUGACCUUAGAGACGAAGUGCUUGUGCUGAAGGAGCAACUGAAGAAACAUGGAAUAAUCCCAGACUCUGAUGUAGCCACCAACGGGGACACAUCAGACAUUCUGGAUAACGAAGGACACUUGGAUUCUCCCCGAAGUGCCCCAGGCACCACUCAGGCAUUAAAGACAGGAGGGGAGGGCAUGCUAGGCAAAGCCAAGGAAGUGGAGAUGAAAAAUGAGAUUUUGGAGGAUGUGGGGAAAAGAGAAAUCUUGCAGAAUUCUGAGCAUGAGGAACACAAAGAGGAAUCUGAGGAGGAAGUACAGACAUUGCAUGCUGCUGAAAAUGCAAAGGCAGAACAAAUGGUUGAAGAACGGGACGCCCUGCCAGCAGUGAUGGUACCAGAGAGUAGGUUUGCAGAGCAAGCCCAAAGCCUCCCAGAACCUGUGUCAGGGAGCACUUCUUCAAACAGUGACAGUGACACAGAUGGCUUGAGAAAGGUCACAGAGCCCAGGGGCACAGCAGCCCAGCAGCCUGAGAGUACACAGGCUGAACACCAUGACUUGAGUGCAAGGACAAAUGAGAACCUGGAGCUGGGCUCUCUGCAAGGCCACCCGAUUUUUGAGACUCCUCAGGAAAUGUUCUGUGACUCAGGCACAGAGCAGCAGCUGGGAGAAGCUGCACCCAGCCAGGAAGAACAAGAGGAUCUUGAAACCAGCCAUGCCCUGAGUGAUGAUGAAAUGGAUGAAGGGUCUGACAGUACAAGUGAGGGCAGUGAGUUGGUUUCUAACCAGGCAGGGCUACCUGAGGGAGCAGUGGCAGGCUUGCUUAGGGAAGAGGGAAAUGUGGAGAGUUCCACUCCAGAGGAACCCCAGCGCUCAGAAGAAAGUGCUGAAAACAAGGUUGCAAAUGUCUUGGAGGAAAAGUUUGUUGACUGCACUGAUGGGAGAAGUGAUAAAACAGCAGGUGACAGAGCUGAAGAAGAAGAUGAGGUUGGGAACACAGUUCAGGGUCAGCCGAGGGAAGAUGAGUCUGUGGGUUUGGAGGGGACAGAGCCAUGUGAAAGGGAUGUCCCAGCAGAGCCACUUGGAAAGGAAGGUAGAGAACAUCAGGCAUUGAUCCAGCCAGAUUCUUCACAGGACAGUGCUUCAGCAUCCCCAGAGGAACCAGGUACACAAGGUAAAACUGAAGAUGAAACUGCUACAGCUGAGAAGGAUGGACAGAAGGAAGAGCUGAUGGAAGAGCUGGAGGAGUGUUCAGGUUCUGCUGGAACAGACAAGCAAGGUGUGGUGUCUGUGGAGGCAGGAGGCUCCAUUCCUGAGGGAAAGGGAGGUGAGCUGCAGCAGGCACAGCCAGGAACAGAGGUUGGGGGAGAGGUGGUCACUCAGGAAACCCAUUCAGACCCGAGUCUUUUAGAUGAUAAAGUUAAGGAGUCAGAAUUGGAAACAGGAGAUGAGGCUGGCGAAGGACAGGAAAGUAGGACAGAAUGGGUAGAAGAUCUGAAUCCAAAGGCAGAGGUUCAAACAAGUUGGGGUAGUGAAGAAACAGCAGAAGGUACAGAGGGAGAGAAAAAUGUUCCUUUAGAGGGUGAAGAGCAGAAGGUGGUUAAACAAGUAGAAGGUGAAUCUAAAGAGGAGUCAGAUGUAGGUGUUACUAUAACUACUGAAAACAAAGCCAGUAAAGAAACACUGAAAGAAAAUGAGCGAGAGCUUGCAGACCACCCUGGUGGGGAAUCUGCUUCUGAGGAAGGUGCAAAUGAUGCCCUGGAACAGAAACCUGUGCAGGAUGAAAAGAUUAGUGAACAAGUUAAAUUGGAGGAAGGUGCAAAUAAUUCCCUGCCCCAGAAAGUUGUGCAGGAUGAAAAGAUUAGUGAACAAGUUAAAUUGGAGGAAGGUGUAAAUGAUUCCCUAGAACAGAAACCUGUGCAGGAUGAAAACAUUGGUGAACAGGUUAAGUUGGAGGAAGGGACAGAUAAUUCCCUGGCACAGAAACUUGUGCAGAAUGAAAACAUUAGUGAACAAGUUAAACUGGAGGAAGGUGUAAUUACCUCCCUGGAACAGAAGCCUUUGCAGGAUGAAAACAUUAAUGAACAGGUUAAAUUGGAGGAAGGAGUAAAUAAUUCCCUGCCCCAGAAAGCUGUGCAGGAUGAAAACAUUGGUGAACAAGUAAAACUGGAGGAAGGUGCAAAUAAUUCCCUGCCCCAGAAAGCUGUGCAGGAUGAAAAGAUUAGUGAACAAGUUAAACUGGAGGAAGGUACAAAUGAUUCCCUGGAACAGAAAGCUGUGCAGGAUGAAAAUAUUAGUGAACAAGUUAAACUGGAGGAAGGUGCAAAUGAUGCCCUGGAACAGAAACCUGUGCAGGAUGAAAACAUUGGUGAACAAGUAAAACUGGAGGAAGGUGUAAUUACUUCCCUGCCCCAGAAAGCUGUGCAGGAUGAAAACAUUAGUGAACAAGUUAAAUUGGAGGAAGGUGCAAAUGUUUCCCUGGCACAGAAGCCUGUGCAGGAUGAAGACAUUAGUGAACAAGUAAAAGUGCAGGAAGGUGCAAAUAAUUCCCUGCCACAGAAACCCGUGCAGGAUGAAAACAUUAGUGAACAAGUAAAACUGGAGGAAGGUGCAAAUGAUUCCCUGGCACAGAAUCCUGUGCUGGAUGACAUUAGUGAACAAGUGAAAUUGGAGGAAGAUGUAAGCAAUUCCCUGCCACAGAAACCUGUGCUGGAUGACAUUAGUGAACAAGUGAAAAUGGAGGACCAAGCAGAGGAAAGCCUGGAAGAUGAUGGUGAUGCAUUUGAUUUUGAUGAAGAGUCAAAUCAAAUACUAGAAUCUGAUGGAAAAUGUGAUGGAGAGAAAGCUGAUGCACAGGGAGAAGAGGGUGAUGGAGCAAAUGGUGCUGUUGGAAAAACUGCCCACACAGACAAAGCUGGAGAGGGAAGAGACAAAAUGGAAACCAAAGAUGCCUUGACCAAAGGUGGUGAAGCCCUGCAGCGUAAGAAAGAUGAGCCUGAAGAAACAGGAUGCUUGCAAGGGGAAGCACUGGGGAAAGCUGAUGAGGAGGAAGAUGAAAUCAAAGUAUCAGAUUCUAGUAAAGUGGGAAAAUUCCAGGAUCGAGAUGUUUUGGAACAGGAUUUGGAAAGUGCUUUCAUUAAGAGGGCUGAAAGCAGGGAGGAUCUGCAGGUUGGUAAAAGGAGUAAGGGCAGAUCCAGAGAUGACUGUACAAUCUCCUGAGUUCAGAAUCUCAAACCUGCACGAGUUCCAUGCCCUGUGAGCAGUCCCAGGACACAAACAUGCACUUUGCACAAGACAUCAGACCUUGGAAUACUCUGAGAGCUUUGUCUUUGUAGGUGACUCAGCAUAAAGCACGGAUGUGGUAACGAUGCAAGUUUUAAGUUAUUCACUGUUGUACCCAGCCACAAGAAAUUGUGAGUGGGUUUAGUUUUGCUGUGUCUCAGGUUGAAAGCUUAUCACCUGAUGAGGAAGCUUCACAACUUGACUAUUGAAACUAUUUUAUGCAAUUAAAGUACCUCUAGUGUGGAUAGCUGCUCCUGGGGAAUUUCUAUAGGAAUUUUUUAUUAUUCUAGCCUAGUUGAUCAAUAUCAUGAAUGUACAUUGGGCCUUUGUGAACUUAUGCACAUUAUGCUUACUUGUACUUAGAUCUACAGCAAGUAUAUGAACUCUUGAUGAAGGAACUCAGCAGAUCAGCCAUCACUGAUGGUGAAACUUCUUUCAGAAUGCUUAAAGCCUAUGAACCAAUCUCUUAAUUUUUUUUUAAUAUGAAGAAAAAAAAGAUCAUUUCAUUCCACCUUGUGUGUAUUUCUUAUAUGGUCACAUUCCAAAAUAUAGUUAGAUCACUGUGAAUCUGCUUAAUCUGAGCACUUUGGAAGAGCAAUACACAGUUUGGAGAAAGUACAAGGAGCAGAUCUUAGUUUGAUGAAAGGAAUAAAUAUCUACAUGUUUACUUCAUUUAGGCACUUUGCACCACAAUAGGCCUUUUACACCAUGUCUCACAUGGGGUUUUUAUUUUUUUCCAGAGAAAGUGUCAAUACACACUGUAAUGUGUGCUUAGGUUUGCUAUCAAGUACUGUCUAGAUAUGAAUAUAUAAAAAAUAUCUAUUUUUCCAAGAAGAUUUUUGUUUAAAAUUGCAUUUGCUUACUGCAUUAUAUAUAUAUAUUUUUUUUUGCAAACUCUGAUUCUGAAAGAAUGUUUUUAUCUCUGAAACAAAUCAUAUCUCUUUCCUUCUGGAAAGAAGAUAACUUUGCACGUCUUAACUCUUGCUGGAUAUCAGACCAAAGAUGACUGUUGUUUUGUGUACUAGCCCCCCUGUGCCUUUUGGAAAAGCUGGGUUGCUUUGAAUUGCUGGCAUAAAUUAAACUCUUGGAUUCCCUUGCUGUAUUUCCUCUUGCAUCUCUGCUAGUGCUUGGGAGGAAGAGCAUGUUUUGCAUGUAUAAAUAUUCAUUUAUGUGUUAAGCAAUGAAUGUCCCAAGGGAAUGCAGAUCGAGGGGGGUGUGGGCUAUGGAAGGUUUUAUUUGUGUUGAUGUUACAAAGUUGUCAGAGCACAGACAGACUGCAAAAUUUGAACAUGUAUAUCCAAAUGUACUGCUGUAUAUAAUUUAAAUAAACAUAUUUUAUACUUUAAA
Messenger RNA from Melospiza melodia melodia, 6009 nucleotides. It is a transcript of the gene LRRFIP1, whose product is annotated as LRR binding FLII interacting protein 1. Lineage: Eukaryota; Metazoa; Chordata; Aves; Passeriformes; Passerellidae. Gene Ontology annotation, molecular function: RNA polymerase II cis-regulatory region sequence-specific DNA binding; DNA-binding transcription factor activity, RNA polymerase II-specific. Gene Ontology annotation, biological process: regulation of transcription by RNA polymerase II. Bases 16 to 4599 code for a protein of 1527 amino acids. The record is from RefSeq and is a predicted model, not a curated record. The transcript is spliced from 22 exons.